This is a messenger RNA of Thalassophryne amazonica, 1648 nucleotides long. It is a transcript of the gene strap, whose product is annotated as serine/threonine kinase receptor associated protein. Gene Ontology annotation, cellular component: SMN complex. Gene Ontology annotation, biological process: spliceosomal snRNP assembly. The transcript has 9 exons. NCBI's taxonomy places the organism in Eukaryota, Metazoa, Chordata, Actinopteri, Batrachoidiformes, Batrachoididae. The record is from RefSeq and is a predicted model, not a curated record. Gene Ontology annotation, molecular function: RNA binding; protein binding. The coding region runs from base 226 to 1215 and encodes 329 amino acids.
CAACCCGGCUGUACAUAGACCAGAAGAAGUCCGUCGACGCUGGUUCCGCACGUUGCUAGUUAGUUGCAAUGUUGUAGCUAUUAGCACGAUAACUGUCCGGGAGUGAGAGCUGCCGUUAACUCGGUGUUAUCGUGUUUGCACUCGGAAACCGAGUCCCGGUCAUUCGGAGUGGUUCUGUCAGCGUGCUGUCCGUCGAUCGAGUCGGCUAGCUCAUCGUUAGCUUGGAUGGCGAUGAGACAGACUCCGCUGACCUGCUCCGGUCAUACCCGGCCCGUGGUCGACCUGGCCUUCAGUGGCAUCACUCCUUACGGAUACUUCCUCAUCAGUGCCUGCAAAGAUGGCAAGCCCAUGUUGCGCCACGGAGACACAGGGGACUGGAUUGGAACGUUUCUGGGUCACAAAGGUGCUGUCUGGGGAGCCACUCUGAAUACAGACGCCACGAAGGCCGCCACUGCUGCAGCCGACUUCACAGCUAAAGUGUGGGAUUCGGUCAGUGGAGACGAGGUCCUCACGCUGGCACACAAACACAUCGUCAGGACCGUGAGCUUCACUCAGGACAGCGAGUGUCUGCUGACGGGAGGAAAUGACAAACUGCUGCGUAUCUACGACCUGAGCAGCCCCGAAGCAGCUCUUCAGGAGAUUGCAGGUCACACUUCGGCCAUCAAGAAGGCUUUGUGGUGUAAUAACGACAGGCAGAUUCUGUCUGCUGCAGAGGACAAAACCAUACGGCUGUGGGACCGGAGCUCCUUGGAGGAGGUGAAGACGCUGACCUUUGACCUGUCCGUGAGCAGCAUGGAGUAUGUAGCUGAUGGAGAGAUUCUUGUCAUCACGUAUGGAAAAACCAUCGCUUUCUACAACGCUCUGACCCUGGACCUGAUUAAGACUGUGGAGGCUCCAGCUCCCAUUAACUCAGCCUCUCUGCACCCAGACAAAGAGUUCUUUGUUGCGGGUGGUGAAGACUUCAAGCUCUACAAAUUUGACUUCAGCACCAAAGAAGAACUGGAGUCCUAUAAAGGACACUUUGGUCCGGUCCAUUGUGUUCGCUUCAGCCCUGAUGGUGAGCUGUAUGCAAGCGGCUCAGAGGACGGCACGCUCCGCCUGUGGCAGACCGCGGUGGGGAAAACCUACGGACUAUGGAAAUGUGUCCUACCUGAGGAUCUGGGGGCGGAGAAUUCUGAGCAGUUACCAGCUGCAGCUCCUGAGAUCAAAGCCUGAGGCGAGUCUGCGCCGACGGGGGAUGAGGAGCGUUUCGUUCAGGAAGUGAAAAUUAACGUCCGUCGUAGACCAAACCAUCUCACAGUGACUCGGGCGGUUCCGAGCGAUUUGGGCCGUCCCGCGGACAGGUCGGGUUUGUAGAAUAAAGCAGUAGAGCUGUGAUGACGGCGAUGCUGGAGUCACGGCUGCCUGCUUCCGCUCUGACAUGCCCACUUCUGUCCGCUAAAUGCUUUCAUUAACGAGCGCGGAGACACCGCGCCGCGUCAUUGCUUUGUGCCACAGUGUGAGAAAAUCUUACUUUGUGAUUAGAAAGUCUGUUGUCUUCAGUUGUGGUUAGGUUUCCAGAUGCUGAUUGGUUUUUUUGGUAUUUUUCUUUGCUGUUGUCGCCUGUAAUCAGAAUAAACAGACUGACGGGCUCAUUUUAUUUUGGAAA